AUGAGAUGGGAGGGCGGUGGUGAGAGGGUGUGCCCCUCCCGGAGCCUGAUAAGCAGGGGUGAUACAGUGCUCGUCUUGAAGGCUCCACCCGGGGCCCUUCGAGGAGCGGGGGUCGAAAUUCUGCGCGGGGCGGCGCGCCCUCCCUGCGCGGCCGGUUGUCCUGGAAACGGCCGGCAAGAGGAAGUGGGGGCUGCCCGGGCGCUUCCUCUUCCGGGUCGGCGCCCUGCCGCCCCAUAGGGGAAGCUGCAUGGGCCACCGCUUCCUGCGCGGUUCUCUAUCUCUGUUGCUGCUGCUGCCGCCACCCCGCCGAAGCCCGCAUCUCAGGCGCAGCCUGGAGUCCGUCCCACUCUCCAAACGACCCCGCAGCCACCUCAUGGCCUCGCCCCGAAUCGGGACGCAUAACGGCACUUUCCACUGCGAUGAGGCGCUGGCGUGCGCGUUGCUGCGCCUCCUGCCCGAGUACCGGGAUGCAGAGAUUGUGCGGACCCGGGACCCCGAGAAACUGGCUUCUUGUGACAUCGUGGUAGACGUAGGUGGCGAGUAUGACCCUCAGAGACACCGAUAUGACCAUCACCAGAGGUCUUUCACGGAGACCAUGAGCUCCCUGUCCCCUGGGAAGCCGUGGCAGACCAAGCUGAGCAGUGCGGGACUCAUCUAUCUGCACUUCGGGCACAAGCUGCUGGCCCAGUUGCUGGUUACUAGCGAAGAGGACAGCAUGGUGGGCACCCUCUAUGACAAGAUGUACGAGAACUUCGUGGAGGAGGUGGAUGCGGUGGACAAUGGGAUCUCUCAGUGGGAGGAGGGAGAGCCUCGGUACGCGCUGACCACUACGCUGAGCGCCCGGGUUGCUCGGCUUAAUCCCACCUGGAACCAGCCCAACCAAGACACUGAGGCCGGGUUCAAGCGUGCAAUGGACCUGGUUCGAGAGGAGUUCCUGCAGAGACUAGACUUCUACCAGCACAGCUGGCUGCCAGCCCGGGCCCUGGUGGAAGAGGCCCUGGCCCAGCGGUUCCAGGUGGACCCAAGUGGGGAGAUAAUAGAACUGGUGAAGGGUGGAUGCCCCUGGAAGGAGCACCUCUACCACCUGGAAUCGGGGCUGUCCUCCCCGGGGACCAUCGCCUUUGUUAUCUACACGGACCAGGCUGGACAGUGGCGGGUACAGUGUGUGCCUAAGGAGCCCCAUUCAUUCCAGAGCAGGCUGCCCCUGCCAGAGCCAUGGCGGGGUCUUCGGGAUGAGGCCCUGGACCAGAUCAGUGGGAUUCCUGGCUGUGUCUUUGUCCACGCCAGUGGCUUCAUUGGUGGGCACCAUACCCGAGAGGGUGCCCUGAGCAUGGCCCGUGCCACCUUGGCCCAGCGCCCAGCACCUAUGCCUCCCACAAAUUCCUUAGUCCAAUAAAAUCUCUUCUGUCUCAUACUGA
This is a messenger RNA of Eubalaena glacialis (North Atlantic right whale), 1418 nucleotides long. RefSeq names its product MYG1 exonuclease (gene MYG1). The transcript has 7 exons. Gene Ontology annotation, cellular component: nucleus; cytoplasm. The record is from RefSeq and is a predicted model, not a curated record. NCBI's taxonomy places the organism in Eukaryota, Metazoa, Chordata, Mammalia, Artiodactyla, Balaenidae. The coding region runs from base 248 to 1396 and encodes 382 amino acids.